This is a messenger RNA of Stegostoma tigrinum, 3783 nucleotides long. RefSeq names its product SFT2 domain containing 3 (gene sft2d3). The transcript has a single exon. Bases 1506 to 2198 code for a protein of 230 amino acids. Gene Ontology annotation, biological process: vesicle-mediated transport. The record is from RefSeq and is a predicted model, not a curated record. Gene Ontology annotation, cellular component: membrane. NCBI's taxonomy places the organism in Eukaryota, Metazoa, Chordata, Chondrichthyes, Orectolobiformes, Stegostomatidae.
UCGACUGAGCUGGUCUGGCGGCCAUUUACAGCAGCAGAACCGGGCUCGAGACACAGAGAGAGGGAUCGAGGAAGGGAGAGAGAAAGAGAGAGGGAUAGAGGGAGUAAGAGAGAGAGACAGACUGAGUGAGUGAGGGAUACAGAAAGAGGGAGCGGGUGUAAGAGAGAUAGAAGGGAGGGAGAGAGACAGACAGAGACAGGCAGGAGGAGGGAGAAAGAUAGAAAGAGAGAGAUAGAAGGAAGAGGAGAGAGAGACAGGAGGAGGGAGGGAGGGAGGGAGAAAGAUAGAAAGAGAGAGAUAGAAGGAAGGAGAGAGGGAGGGAGACCCUGAGUGAGAGAGAGGAGGGAGGGAAGGAAGGAAAAGGGGGUGAGAGAGAAACAGAAAGAGGGGGAAGAGAGAGAGAGAGACACUGUAUGUGUGAGUGAGUGAGAGGAGGAAAGGGGUAGAGAGAGAUAGACAAAUAGACACAGAGGGUUGGGAAUAAGGAAGGGAGAGAGCGAGUGAGAGAGAUGCACACACAGGGAGGGAGACAGGAUUAAUAUCAGAGAGAGGGGGAUUAAUAUCAGCAACGAAUAACAGGGAGACGGAGGAGAUUAAUAUUGGAGAGAGUGAGAAAGGGAGGGGAAUUAACAUUGGGGGGGGGUGUAAAACAUAAAAUCAGAGUGGUAAAAUUAAUAUCAGGGAGGAAUAAAACUAAAAUCAGACAGGGAUAAAACUAAAAUCAAAGAGGGAUAACACUAAUAUUACAGAGAGAGGAAUAGAACUGAGAGAGAGUAGAAGACUCAGAGAAGAGAGAGAGGGAUAGGAAUAAAACUAAUCAGAGGUUAAAAAUAAAAUCAGAGGAAUAAAACUAAAUUCAGAGAGGGGGAAGAAAAUUAAUAACAGAGAGAAAUAAAACUAAUAUCAGAAGAAUGAAUGGAGAGAUGGAGGAGGAAUAAAUGUAAAUUUAAAGAUGAGGGAGGAGGAAGAAUAAAAUCAACAUCAGAGAGAGAGAGACAGGAGGGGGUGAAGAGGGAGACAGAGUUAGAGACAGCCUGACAGAAGAAGGAGAGAGUACAAAAGAGACCGUCUGACAGGAAGAGAAGGAGAGACUCGGCUAAAGAGACCCUCUGACAAGAGGAGAAGGAGAGACUCUGCUAAAGAGACUGUCUGACAAGAGGAGAAGGAGACACUCUGCUAAAGAGACUGUCUGAGAAGAGGAGAAGGAGGGUCUCUGCUAAAGAGACCGUCUGAAGUGAGGAGAAGGAGAGACUCUUGAAAGGCAGAGCACAGACGGAAUGUCCAGCUAAAUGUGUUGAAGCAGCAGUUGCUCUUGACAAUCGUCAAUGUGCCAAUUCCACCGUAACCCUUUGCACAUUCCAACCUUUCGAACAUUUUAAUAGUACUCUUGCCUGGUUUAUGUUGGGGAUUGAAGUGGGGCAGGCUUACCUUCCUGCUCAGGAUUUUCUGCUCAGAACUCUUUACGUGAAACAGUCUGCCUCUUCGCUGAAUGGUGUGGUCCCGAAAUGACUGAUCUGAACCGGCAGCUGCAGGAUUACCUGUCUCAGUCACGAGGCAAUCGCAGUGGGAGUGGGGCUGACAGUGAGCCCCUCCUCCCUCCGGAAGCUGAUUCCCCAGAACCCAGUCAGCCCAUGUACGGCUGGAUGAGCCGGAUGAACCCGUUCUCGUCUGGACAGAGCGACAAGACGGCACCAAGCCAGGACUCCAGCCCACCUUCGGGUGGGCUCUGGUCGAUGGAAUCAGACCCCUGCCUGCCCGCCCUGUCCCGCCGCCAGCGGCUGACGGGUUUUGGCCUGUGCCUGGCUAUGGGGCUGCUGUGCUUUGGCCUGUCAGCCCUCUACGCUCCCUUCAUGCUGCUGAAAGCCCGGAAGUUCGCCCUGCUCUUCACCCUGGGCAGCAUCUUCCUGCUGACUGGCCUGGCCCUACUGCGUGGACCCUACAACCAACUUCGCCUGCUGCUGUCCCGCCGUCACCUGCCCUUCACAGCCACCUACCUGGGCUCCCUGUUCGCCACCUUGUACAGCGCCCUGGCACUGCAGAGCACUGCCCUGACUGCCGUAGCUGCUGCCUUGCAGCUCCUCACCCUUGCCGGCUACCUGCUCAGCUCCAUCCCAGGAGGCGCAACGGGGCUCCGGUUUGUUGGCGGCUUCUUAACCUCAGCAUUCAAGCGCACCGUCAGCAAGAGCCUCCCGGUGUGAGGGACGGGAAAGCAGUCAUGGAGGAGGAGACUGGUGGAAGAUCUAACAGUCCCUGUUGGAAAGUGUUAAAUGUGACUCCAGUGGACAGCAGUCUCUUUUUCUUCCAUGCUGUCUUUCGUCUUUCUGUCCCCCCCACCUCUCUCUCUCUCUCUCUCUCUCUCUCCCUCUCCCCCCACUUCCGUCUCCCUCUCACCUCCAGGCCAGAAGUCACUGGGUCAAAUCCUGCUGCCAUGAUGUGAGCACAGUAUCCUAGGUCGAUGCUCCCAGUGUAGCCCUGAGGGAGUGCUGCACUGUUAAGAGGUGAACCUUUGGUGAACUAUUUUGAUGUUAAACCAAGGAUCCCGCAGCCUGCUCUCUGUGGUGGAUUUGAAAGUUCUUGUGAUGGCUACUAAUUUGAAGUUGUUGAUCUCAACCGAUUAAUUAUCCCUCUGUUUUCGUAAUUGUGUUAUGAAAAGCUGAACCAAUCCGGUUGUUCCCAUUAUCUCUGGUCGUUCUCAUAGUCCUGUUUUUGGGAUCCCACUGUGCGUAAAUUGACACUGUCAUGUCCCUUAUGAUACAAUACUCGUGGCACUUUGGAAGUACUUCAUCCUGCAGGUGCUCUGAGGCAUCAGGUGGUUAUGAAAGCUGGGUCUAUAGGCACAAGUUUAUCUUCCUGUAGCUGUGAAUGGGAAAGAUGGAUGCUGCUCAGGAGAGAACCGUGACAUCCUGUUCACGCAGCGUCGAGCUACCACCUAACAUCACAGCUGAAAGUCUCCACGAGUAGUCAACUGAAUUAUAUCCACACAGCAGCACGCCAUCACUUUAUCCCCAACCCCCACCCCCACCACAAUUGUCUGAAAACAGUCAACUUUGGAAUGAAGCUUAGAACCAAAGAUUUAACUGACUGUGCAGCUGGAGUGCCUCUGCAUCUCGGGAUUGAGUCUGAAAUAUACACAGCCUGUUUCCCUGCUCCUGGAGGGGUUAGGAUUUUCUGGGUACAAUGUGAACAAGGGCAUUUGGCCCCCCAUCCCCGAGCAAACCCCAGUGUUAGUGCAGCCAAACAAGCCACGGAGUCUUGAAACAGGGGGCACAGGCACCAUUUGCGCUGUGAAGGGGGUGGAUGAAGUACGCACUAUAUUUCCAGUUCCCUCAUAGUAAACAACGUCGUUCCAAAACAAGAUUGACUCUGGAGAAAGCAUUAGGAUUUCUUGGUGAAAUAUUGGGGGAUACAGGUCUGACCUUGUAUAACACCAGUGCACAGUACGAAUGGUACAGGUCUGUCAUUGUGUAAGAUGGCUACAGUGCUAACAGGUCUGUCACUGUAAUGGCUACAGUACUAAUGACUACAGGUCUGUCACUAACACCGUGCAGUGCUAAUAGGUCCAGGUCUGUUACUAUAUAAUAACUACAGUAAUAAUGGGUACACGUUUCACUGUCCAUCAUCAGGACACAGUGAUAAUUGGGACAAAUUUGUCACUGUGUAAUGCUGGUUCUGUCACCAGUUUAAAUGGGAUGAAUGACAAGCAAUAAACAGCCACUGUAUCACAUAAUUUCGGAGAAUGUAUUGGUUAAUAAUGACCAUUAAAUUAUUGUAAUACUCAGCUAA